AGAGAAAAGAAAUCACAAAUGGGGAAAGGAGGAACUUGACGUUGUUGUCAUCAUCACAUCGAGGCGUUGGUACACACCACGUUGCCCGGGCGAGUUUCGUCACUUCUGUUGAAAUCCGGAUCCGGAGAGGUGUAUAUAAAAGCCCCAGGCCGGUUGCCUCCAGACAUCAGCCUUGUCUCCUGGAUUCAUUCGUUGAGUUUGAUUUUUCUAGAAACAUCAUGUCUCACGCCCAUGCCACUCCCGCCGGGCACAAGCCGAAGUUGGGCGACGCCGAGGGAAACUGCACCCUGGAGAAGGCCUUCACCACCAUCAUAAACGCUUACCACCGGUACUCUCCGCGACAAGGCAAGGACGACUUCCUGAGCCCCCAGGACCUGAAGGAGAUGCUGCAAGAACAGUUGCCCACGUUUCUCGAGGCCUGUGGCCGUAACCGCCCCGGUUACAUCGAGCAGCUCUUCAAAGAGUCGGACAUCAAUAAAGACAAGGUUCUGACUUUUGAGGAGACCGUCCGCAUUUUCCUCAAAGUGGCUGACGAUGCCCACCGCCUCAGCCACAAGGAGGACCGGUGUGGACCCGACAAGGAUUGAGCGCCACUCCUUCGGAGAAGAACCCAUUGCAGCAUAUAUUUCAGAUCUUGGGGUUAGGAUUCCAAUACCUUCUGGCCUUCACCUCCCAUAGGUCCACACCUUCUGGCCUUCAUCUCCCAUAGGUCCACAUCUUCUGGCCUUCACCUCCCAUAGGUCCACACCUUCUGGCCUUCAUCUCCCAUAGGUCCACACCUUCUGGCCUUCAUCUCCCAUAGGUCCACAUCUUCUGGCCUUCACCUCCUAUGGGUCCACACCUUCUGGUCUUCAUCUCCCAUAGGUCCACAUCUUCUGGCCUUCAUCUCCCAUAGGUCCACAUCUUCUGGCCUUCACCUUCCAUGGGUCCACAUCGUCUGGCCUUCACCUCCCAUGGGUCCACACCUUCUGGCCUUCACCUCCCAUGGGUCCACACCUUCUGGCCUUCAUCUCCCAUAGGUCCACAUCGUCUGGCCUUCAUCUCCCAUGGGUCCACACCUUCAACUCCCAUAGGUCCACAUCGUCUGGCCUUCAUCUCCCAUGGGUCCACAUUUUCUGGCCUUCAUCUCCCAUAAGUCCACAUUUUCUAGCCUUCAUCUCCCAUAGGUCCUGGGGAUCUUCUGGCCUUCACCUCCCAUGGAUCCACAUCUUCUGGCCUUCAUCUCCCAUAACUCCUUCCCAUUGGUGCGGCUCUUCAGGCUUUGCAUCCGCCCCUCCUUAUUUGAGCCAAGUAGCGUCAGAUGGGAUGAGCGAUAUAUAUGUUCUGCAAUGAUAUAUUGUCCACCAUGUUUGAGUCCAAAAUGUUGAAUAAAGACACCUUGUAACAAA
This is a messenger RNA of Anolis carolinensis (green anole), 1388 nucleotides long. Its product is annotated as protein S100-A8-like. Bases 219 to 587 code for a protein of 122 amino acids. Gene Ontology annotation, cellular component: cytoplasm. The transcript has 3 exons. The record is from RefSeq and is a predicted model, not a curated record. Lineage: Eukaryota; Metazoa; Chordata; Lepidosauria; Squamata; Anolidae. Gene Ontology annotation, molecular function: transition metal ion binding; calcium ion binding; calcium-dependent protein binding.